CGCGGGACUAAAUUCUUGAUCCUGAGGCCAUGAAUUCUACAACUUUGGUUGAAGCCUCCAUACCCAUAAUAACAAUGCAUGCAGUUAUUUUGAUCCUACCACUUAAGACAGUGACCAUGAUAAUUUAACGUAUGUCCCCCUCUUCUUGAAUAUGUUGCACACUAACUUUGGUGACGAAUAGUCGUAUAGUUUCCGAAAGGCUGAACAUUUUCAAAAGUUAACGACGCACGAUGACGGACGGUCAAUCGGUCACAGAUAACAAUAGGUCACCUGAGUGACGCAGGUAACCUAAAACUUCAGUUUAAAACAAAUGGCAUUUUUAACAUUACUGUGAAGAAGUGCAGGUCUAUCGCAUUGAUCUUAUUCAUAUGCCAUGUAGAAUGGUUAAAAGUAUAUGUGUGUUUAAAUGUUGUCUGCCAAUUCCUUUGUGCUCUUCAUGCAAGAUUAGACAAAAGCAUAUUUGAUCCUUCAAGAAACUUUGAAAAUAUACGCUGUACAGGUUGUGUUGACCGAAAACACACAAAUUGAUUUUUACAUUUGCCGCCCCCAAAGAACCCGGAAUUCAUAUUUAAAUCGCACUGACGAAAAAUACUUAGUAUGUUCACUGAGGAGAGCUAAUGUAGCGUUUUGUCGUGACUGGCUUUGGAAACUGACAAUAUCCUACGAUUUCUGCUUAUCGGUUUAAAGAGGACUGAAACCUGAUGAUUCGAUUCCUCACAGAGCCCUUGUAUUUCCAUUUUUUGUUCGAGUGUGUUCAUCUACUUUCUUUAUCGAGGGAAAUCCAACUUGAAGUUAAUUGUGCUUAGUCCCGUGUCAAGGAAACACAAUAUACGCACAGAUAUUUGUAUCGAUAUGAAACCUGCUUUGUUGUAUCCACGAAGAGCUAAGCAGUUUUACAAGAGCUUAUAGUCCUUCGCAUAAAAUUUUGUUUUCCGAACUCAUUUUUGUUUUGCUAUGAGUUAUCGUCAUGUAACUUGAUGUACAUGUAUAUAGCUUUCUAGUGAACGACAACACGCUAAAAUCAAGUCGGAUUCGAUCAGAACUUGGACCUGAGGUCCUCAUUGACCUCUGAACUGGUCGGACCACUAAUUAUACGACACAGAUGGAGGAAGAAACAUUGAAAUGCUAUUUCUGUCACUUUAACGCUCAUAUGUUUUGUUCAAUGUGUGACACGAUAUUGUGUACAGAAUGUAUUUCAAAACACGUAGUGAUCAAAUCCGUCUUCGGCCACAGCAUCAUCAAGUAUGCUGACAGAAAGCGCGCGCAUGUUCGAACAUCCCGCAGUGUAAAACUUCCAAAGAAAACUCUUAAACCGGAAGCGGAAAUAACAUUUACCAUAAAAUGUUCUUUCAACUGGUUGCACGACAUUCGCUGUCAAGGAACUGACCAAUUUUGGGUCUGUGGAAGAAGCUCGGACAUAAUAUGUAUGAACUUGAAUAGUGAGAUAAUUCGUACAAUUGCCAUCAACGGAGAUCCGCAGAGAUUGGCCAUAGACCACAAAGGUGUAUUAUUCUAUGUGGAUUUCAAGACAAACUCCGUUAUGAAAUUAUCAGGAUUAGAAGAUAAAAAUCUGACAUACUCAGUAUUUUCCACAGGUGUAUGGCAACCAAGAGGAGUAGCAUUUACGAUGUUGAAUGACAUUCUCGUAAGUUUAUAUAAGCCCAACGAAAGCAAGGUUGUAAAAUAUGACUCCGUAAGCGGAAAUCCUCUUCAUGAAUUUCAGAAUGAUAGAAAUGGGAAAUUAUUGUUCGAAUUUCCUGGAUAUAUCGUAGAAAACAAAAAUGGAGACAUCUGUGUCUCUGACAAGCACACAGUUAUUUGUGUGAAUCCACAUGGACUUCUUAAAUUCACUUAUCACGGAAAUCGAACAACCAGCAGCGUUAAGAAGUUUGAUCCCCGCGGAAUAGCAGUGGAUAGUCAAAGUAACAUCAUCAUAGCGGAUUUCGCCAACAACAAACUUCACAUGAUCAACAGUGAGGGGGUAUUUCAACGGUUCAUCUUGUCAGGGAUGCUAGGACACCCUAACGGACUGACCAUCGACGUUGAGGACAAGAUAUGGGUGGCUGAAGGAUGGGCCAGCGGGAUUGUGAGGGUGAUCAAAUACUGGGAGGACGAGUCGUCCUUCUUCACACCUUCACCGAAAGCCGACAACGCCUUCUUCUGAUAAUUUAGAAAUGACAUGAUCGCAGUUCACAUUACAAAGUUAAUCCGGGUUAACUCUUAUAAUAGCUAUGGUGGGCUAACUGUCAAUGGGUGGAUACGACACAAAGAUUACAACAUGCCUCUCAGUAAAUAUAGUAUAGUUUUAUACACUGCACGUUGAAGAGUUUCAAGUGUAUAGCUUUUUUUCCAUAAAAGAUAAGCAAGAUUUA
Molecule: messenger RNA, 2372 nt
Organism: Ostrea edulis (European flat oyster)
Lineage: Eukaryota; Metazoa; Mollusca; Bivalvia; Ostreida; Ostreidae
Product: E3 ubiquitin-protein ligase TRIM71-like
Exons: 3
Coding region: 1103-2164 (353 amino acids)
Molecular function (GO): protein binding; zinc ion binding
Source: RefSeq, a predicted model, not a curated record